Molecule: messenger RNA, 1449 nt
Organism: Lactuca sativa (garden lettuce)
Lineage: Eukaryota; Viridiplantae; Streptophyta; Magnoliopsida; Asterales; Asteraceae
Source: RefSeq, a predicted model, not a curated record
AUGAAUCUGAUGACAGAGAGUAAUGGGAGGGUUGUCAGUUGUGUUGGAGAAGAUAGAAUCAGUAACCUGCCAGAACACUUGAUAGAUUCAAUCUUAGAACGGAUCCCAGUUCAAGACACAGUAAGGACAAGCAUUAUAUCAAAAAGUUGGAGGUACAGAUGGACCAAAUUGAAGGCUGUGGUUUUUGAUAAACAUUUCUCCAAUAAAUUUGCAAAAAAUGGAGCUUUUGGUCGUAAUGGGUUUGUCAGGAUCAUCAACCAAGUCUUGUUCCUUCACAAGGGUCCUAUCUUGAAAUUUCAUCUCAACAUACCAAACAUGGUUCUUGAUAGCUUCCUGGAAGUUGAUCAAUGGAUGUCAUUCUUAUCUAGACAGGGUGUUACUGAACUCGUCCUUACUAAUUUAAAUCAACGUUAUGAACUUCCUUCUUAUCUGUUUUGUUUUCUAGAAUUGAGAAAGUUGGAACUGCAAAACUGUUUCUAUAAGCCACUUGAGUUUGAAGGAUUUCUCAAUCUUGAAGAACUUUUUCUCAAGGAUAUCGAUUUUGGGGCUAGCUUGAGUGGAGCUAAGGUCAACCUACCACAGCUUAAGAAGUUGUCCCUGUAUUGGUGCAUAAAUGUUUACAAUUUCAAUAUUAAGGCUACAAAACUGCAGUAUUUGGAAGUCCUAACUUGCCCUGAUGCCAUGUUGAUCCAGUUAUUAGACAGUCCAUGCCUUUUUGAGGUUGUAAUUAUUUUGCAGAACCGCAUACAAGAUUAUGAACAAGCUGAAAAAACUAAUUUGGCCACAAUUUUUAGUAACUUGCCCACAGUUAGAACCUUUGGUAUUGACAGUUAUUUUGUUAAGUUUUUGGCUGCAGAAAAGAUUCCUAAAUUGCUUCCACAUCCGAUUUGUAGUUUAAAAUGUCUCUGGUUGCUGUUUUUUCAACUUGGUGAUUUGGAUCUACUUCAUGCUGCUCUUUGUUUGCUUCGAAACUCACCCAAUCUGGAAAGUCUGCAUAUGUAUAUGCAGGACAUGCAGGAUCCCCGAGUAGAUGUGGGACCUGCUUCAAAUCAUUUGGAAUCCCCAAACUGCUUGGAUUGUACAUUGGAUCAGUUGCAAACUGUUGAGAUAACAUAUUUAGAAGGAUCAAAACCAGAACUUCUUUUUAUAAAGCUUCUUCUUGCUCAUUCCCCUUCUCUCGAGAAGCUUACCAUCACAGCAAGUGGAGAUCUUGAUGCUAAAAAAAUACUUGCCAUCUCAAAGGAUGUUAUGCGCUUCCCUCGAGCAUCACCAAAAGCAGAAGUGGUCUACUUGAACUCGGAGGCAUAAUUUUGGGUGAUUUUGAUGACAAUGGCAAGUUCGCUGGAUUAUUUUGCUUUAUACUUUCGUCUCUAUAAGUAUGUAACUACUCGUACUUGAAUUUUGCUUCUCUUUGGUGUGUGUUGAUACUUGUAAAUAGUUAAAGAAGAG